This is a messenger RNA of Xyrichtys novacula (pearly razorfish), 17741 nucleotides long. Lineage: Eukaryota; Metazoa; Chordata; Actinopteri; Labriformes; Labridae. The record is from the annotation of a GenBank genome assembly.
ACUUUGCGCACAAGGGAGAUUUCAUAACCGUCCCCAGCCAGUCCCAAUUCUAUUAUUCCCCGGAGACAGCAGCCUAAAGUAGUCCAGGAAUAGGCAAUGGGAUACUUAAAGGGUUGAAAUUGGCAUCUAAGACGAUAAUUUAAUGACAAAGGCUUUGUUGGCCAAUCUGAUCGGAACAAAGUUAAUUAAGAGUGAUGUAAUUCAAACUUUAGGUCAAGCUUUAAAUCUCCAUCACAUCAUCCAAAUGCUUUACAAAUGUGAGUGUUAUCAGCUGAUGCACUGCCUUCAUGAGAUAUAUUUCUUGCUGUAUUCAUUACAAAACACGAGGACGGGAUUACGAUUAGGAGGAAGCGAUCAAAGCCAAAACAGACUUUUUUUUUUCCUCCAGUAGCAUCCUGCCAGCAACGCCCUGCAUCCCAGACCGGCGUGCGCACCACGAAGACGCACCAACCAACCGGUAUUAAGAGGAUCACGGCGGCUGCUACGCCGAGCUGCUGCUAUUACUGCUGAAGCAUCUGCAGCACUGCUCGACUGUUUUCGUUUCGUUCCAGAUGUGUCCAGACACUGAGGAUUGUCAUCGCUGCUGCUGCUGCUGCUGCUGAGGGUGUGUGUGUGUGCGUGUGUGUGAGUAUCCGAGAUGUGCGAGUUCGGGAUGGAUGGAUGUAACGAAGGGAGCAAUCGUACCGAGGAGAAAAAGAAACCAUGACAGGCAUCCUGAUCCCCUGACGAUUCUCUGGGAUGCAGUCAUAGUUUGAGGCCGGACAUGAUUUUAAUCUGUGGAGUUGCUCUAGUAGAUGCGGGACGAUGUGCACCGCACCCCAAGACAUAUUGAUACAGAGAGCGCAGCACGGUCCUUGAAUGCAUCUCAGCGGAUUUUUCCUGGACUGUGGCGCACAGUGAGCAUCUUGUAUCUUGUUGUUGUUGUUUUUUUUUUCCCUGAGCUGACAGAGGGACUGGUUGUGGGACCUUCUGAUGUGGAGGGAGUGUGUUGUUUUACCCGAAGGCAUCAUUUGAGCACUGUUGCUCCCAGCGGAAACCAGGGCUGGAACUGCUCACCUGGUCAUCUCAACACAAAAAUAAGUAUGUUCAUUUGGGCGCGUGCGUGUGUGCGUGUACAUGUGCAAUGCAACACACUGUAGGACUGAGUGUAUGUGCUCAUGACAGGCUCAUUUAUGACUCAUCCACAAGUCACUUCUGCACACUCACCUGCCAUUUCCAGCCUGAGAUCUGUCUCAUGUUUUCAUCUUCAUCAGUUUGGUGUUAACAGGUACUUUGAAAAGAGCAGGGAUCCUCCUCAUCCUCACUUCCAGUCACUGAGCAGAGCAUAAUCACCUAUCAGAUACUUCAAAUAACCAUAUUUCACCCUGUGGCUGACUUAAACUACAUCUGUGUCUGUGUGUGUGUGUGUGUGCUCACGUGUCCUGGCUUUUGGGCCGCACGACAGAACAUGGAGGCCUUCAUCUGACUAAGAGGCCAUUAAAGCCUGUCAGUGUUUUUUUUUUUUUUUUCCCCUUUUUUUUUCUACAGAGCUUAUAUGCAGGCUGGUAAUGGAAAUUCACUAAUGGUAGGGUGGUCAAUAGAAGUCACGGUCAAUUUUCUUCACUGCUCCUUUUCACAUAACAAUGUUUUACUGCCUACAGAGCACAGUAGGUCAUGGACACAUGGACAGUAAUCACAGAGUACCACAGGUGUGCAUGUGGAUGCUGAUAGACUGAGGGUUGAUGUGAAGCUGAGGUUUUUCAUGUGUAUAAAUAUGUGUCCCUCUGUGUUGUUUAUCACUUUUUUUCUCUCCAAACAUUUCAAAGCUGUGAGAAAGAGGUAGAAGUGAUUAUUUAGGAGAAAUUUCAAACCUUUUUACAUUUCAUAAACAGAAAAGUGAUUGUAAAUUACCUGAUUUCUAAAUGUAAUCAGGUCAUUUCACCUGAAUAGAUUGUAAAAUGAAGAUAUAAUCUAGGUUUUGUAUUUUAGGUCUGAUGUUUAGCUAUACAGAAUUACCACCAACAGUAUCAGAUGUGCCCUUUCCCCCACAUUUCACACACAAUAAUAGGCGUAUUAUCUACAGCUUGACCAUAAACUGAAGUGGGCCACUUGAUAAUGUUUCAGAAAAUCAUUUAAAAUUAUGCACAUAAUCCCCUUAAUUAAUCUCAUCAAGUACUGGAGUAUUGUUUUGUGAGUCACUGUUGACUUUAGCCUUGUGCAUUAAACUGUAACACCACUCUGAAGCUUUACUGACAUCUUCUGCAUGCUGUUAUUAUUAAGGGGAUAUAAUGUGUGCUCUGAUUUUUGCAAAGCUAAUGGAUCAGCAAGCUUUAACAAACACUUUUGUUUUGGAGGAAAUGUAUGUGGAUCAGCAGUAUGAGCCGGCUGCAGGGAUGAAACCAGAUCCCACUCCUCUCACUCAAAAUCUCAUUCCUCUUAAGCAGCCACUCCAUGAGAUAAACGGUAAUCAGAUCAUGUGCAGCACCUUGUUUUAAGAUGUCCGCAGGCAUCCUAAAAUCAUUGCUGCAGCUGCACCUUUGUAUCCCCAUAGGCUAAUCAAAUAUGGAGGUUUUUCAGUCUGUUAGACAACAAUAAAACACAGAUUUUGGUUUCUUAACACAUGAAAAAUACAGGUUCUAGGCAGUGUUGCAUCUUCUUAAUUCAGAGUGAGAAAAGUGGAGUGAGUGGUUUUUCAAUAAGCAUGUUAUGUCUUCUUUGUCAGCCUUUCAGCAUGGCUGAGAGGACCCUGGAACCGGGCUCGGUCAGCAUCCCCAUGGAGGAGACCAAACUCCCAGGUGGAGCUCCCCAGGAGGCCCCGCUGCUCACCCACCUGAAGAAAGUGGAGAACCACAUUACCGAGGCCCAGCGCUUCUCCCACCUCCCACGUCGCUCUGCUGUGGACCUGGAGUUCAAUGAGCUCUCGUACACCAUCCGUGAGGGUCCCUGGUGGAGGAGGAGAGGUACUGCAUGCUCAGCUCAGAAUACUGUAGUAACCAUGAUGGAUGAGAAAGCGAGCACCACCCAUACUGAUCAAUAUCCGGAGUGCAGAAUAUUACCACAGAGGCAUUUUGUGACAUUUGAGAGAAAUAUUGUUUCCUCUGUCUCUUCUGGCUUGUUGUGUUGUUCUGACACAUGUAGCCCAGCCCCAUCCUUACACACACACACACACACACACACACACACACACACACACACACACACACACACACACACACACAUACAUAUGCAGACUCCCUCCAUGUUGUAGCAGGCCGAGUGUCUGUAAGGCAUGCUGCGCUCAGCAGAGUUUAGACGUAGUAAAUAAUUUACACUCUCAGGUUGGCACACUGCUUUCAUCUCUUUUCCCUGUUGUUGUUUGAUGGCAGGCGGUGACAAGGAGUCAGGAUUGAUCUACAGAUGAAAUACAAACAAAAUUUUAACUCAUCAACCCUCAUAAUUACAAGUCUCCAACAUUUGGUCAUCCCUGUUCAAGAGCGUUUGAAUUGUUUAUUCAUGCAGCAGGGUGGGAAUACUUAGACGAACACUUAACGACAUUCCCCACAUAGGCUACAGAGAUCAUACAUGAUGCAUUAAAGGUUGUGUUGUGUUUUUUCAGUCUGGUGUAAUAUUGAUGUGCAUCAUAAAAGCCUGGCGGAGAAGUGCAUGGAUGUAUGCAAGAGCAUUUAUGAAGAAAAAAAGACAAGCAGCAAAAGAGCCGUUAGACCAACGUUCGUUAGUGUCUUGCUAAUUUUGCAUGUUUCCCCUCGUCAAAUCAACCUGUGGCUUGUGCUUUUGUUUGUGUUGUCUCUUCAGGGCACCUCAGCCCAUCAGACCGAGGACGUGUGAACAGGAAGUGUCUCAGGUUUUACUAAUUAAGUAGUGUCUCUCACAAAAAUGCUGAAUCCUGUUACGUUUUCUUUUGAAGGCAGAUGAAUCUGCUGUGGUGUACAGCUUAUACAUCCUGCUUUACUGCCUCUACCACUCACAUAAAAAUAAUAAGCCACACCUACUGUAGCUUUGAAGUCAGUGAGUCGUUGUGUACUUCUGUAUGUGUAUACCCAUGUUGUAGUUAAUUUGAAGGGGUUCAACAAGGGGUUUGUCUGUAUUUGUGUCAUUUAACAAGCUAAGCUUAGAGCUCUUUCUCUGCAGUGCCUGUCCGCUUGAUCAAAGCUGUAAAAAAAACGAGGAAAAAAAACAGGUGUAAUCACAAUGAGCUCAAGGCUGUUGUUGUGCUGUAUCCUUUGUAGUCAGAGAUCAUUUUCUUUUAGAAAAAAACACAUCCUCAUGCUGAAUUAUUUGCAAUUAGACAGGUUAGAAAAAAUAUGGGUGCUAAAAUCAGAUGAUGUUCAGCAAGAGCCGUGAGCUAAAGCCAUGAUGUCAUUUGUAAUUUAAGGGCUUUGGUUUCUGUCAUACUACACAUGACUCAUUUUCUUAUCAUCAUGUAGUAGAGGAUGUGGUAAGUGCAGUAAAAAAGCACAACAUCUUUCAGUAUGAUAGGGUUUGGGCUGUUAAGCUGAUGUAUGAUCUGCCCUCUGUCUACAUGUGUUGUUGUUGUAUGUUGUGUAGUAGGUGAGGGCAGCCAUUAACCCCUGUUAAGAUACUGUGACCUGCUGCUAAUGUGGAGGGUUUUCUCCUCCUGCUGAAGUAUUUGCCAGGUGAAACUUGAGACUAGCCAAUGAAAGGGAAACACAAGAAGGGAGGGGGGAGGUAGAGUAGGAAAAUGUUGACAUGCCUCAGGGUGAUUUAACUCUGCAUUUUGUUGUUUACUGCGAGCAGCAUCUCUGCAGCUGUAUUGAUGAUCUGGCUUUGUAAGAGAGAAGAGUCAUGUGGUCAUAUUACAGAUACAAUCUCAUCUUUUACUGCACACGCAGGGUUUAUCUCACUGGUAGAAUAUUGCACUCUUUACUACACGCCUGUAUUUUAGGUACAUAGAGGAACUUGAAUUUUACCUCUUACUUAUUUUCUUGCUCUUGUAUCCCCGAUACUUCUUCUCCAAUACUUUUACUUUGAAAAAGCCUAAACCAGCUUAAACCAUAAACUGGUUAAUUGACAAAUGACAGUCAUAAUCCUGUCAUGGCCAUAUAUAUUUAAAACAAAUGUGUGACUUUGAUCUGUUUUUCUUUUUAAUUUUUCAUAAACCUAACAAUAAACACAUCAAUUGAGAAAAUAAUUAGCAAUUUCAUCCAUGACCAAUGCAAUCAGUAGUUGGAGUCCCAUACAAAAUAUUAAACAACAGCUCCACCUUAAACAAACCUUGAACUGCAUCAGAAUCAGAAUUACUUUGUUGAUCCCAAACUGGGAAAUUAAGCUGUUACAGCAGCAUUUUUCGAGUGAGCCAGAACAAUAUAAGAAUAUAAGAAAAGACAUAUCAAGAAACUAGCUAAAUAAAAAGAUAUAGCAGUAUAUACAUCACGCAUUUUCUUUAAACUUUCUUUACAUUGAAUGAGCAAUACUAUGAGUAAUAAUAAUCAAAUACAUCAAUAUUUAAUUUAAUAGCUGGUGGUCUUUUAACUGCAUUGAGUUCCCCCCCUUCAUAUUCACGAUUAUUCUCAAACAUCUCAACUUUGAUGAAACCUGGUAGUAUAGGCUUCUUCUAUGAAAUUAAAUGUUGUGAUCACAUCGAAGCCCAAAAUGCAUCAUGUAUGACAUAAAUGUAUGUCUAUGUAGGGAAAUAACCCGAGCUGCUUUACCACUGUGUUUAGUUUCAUUAAGAUGCACUUUUAUAUCAGAUGUUAAAAGAAAUAAUGUGCCAGAAGCUCGUCAAGAUAGCAUCAGCUUAUCAGAAACAGAAUACUUCAUUUAUCUCGGGAGAAAGUCGGUUAUUACACUUGUUCUUGAAAAUACAAGUAUUAACAGAAGAAGUAUAGAAAUAGGAAUGAAAUAACAAUAAAUAAGAAAUUAAAACAGUUGGUACAAAAGUAAGAAAGUAAUCAAGAGCAACUGUAACAAGCUGAUUGCACGACUGGUACAUACACACUUUAUGUGGAGUGUGUAUGUGCACCCUUUAAUAUUGAGGACAAAAAAAGUUUAAAGUAGGUUAAUGUGAAUUUACUCAGAAUGCUAAAACGAGGAAAUAAACCAAAAAGUGGGCAAUUAACACAAAGACGAGUCUUUAUAGCUCAACUUGGACGUGAACUGAACAAACAUCAAAAUGUGUGAAGGGAUUUCAGGAAGUCUUACGCUACUGCAUAUAUAUGGGGAUAUAGAUGCCAUCAAUUAUAUAAGAGGUUUCAGUUAGGGGUGAAAACUACAAGUCUGGAGAGUUAUAAUAUCUGCGUGUGUGGAGGUGGGAUAGAGGGAGCUUACCUGACUUUUGUAGGGCUCCUCAUCCCUCUUUGGGGCAGAUACUCUGGGCUAUGUCAGCUGCUGUUAGUAUAAAUUGUAGGCAAACAGUCCAGUGUAGAGUUGCAUCAAGGGUAAAUUAGGGAAACCAUCUUUUGACAGGAGAGAAAUUUGUGAAGAAAUAAAAAAGUAAAGUUAAAGUAAAACAAACAAAUAAUGAUACAAUGUGAGUUUCUGUUCUGAAGUAUUAAUAUUUUUUUAGAACAGUGCAAUCACUGGGCCUACUUACCUUAGUGCUUAUUGUCAACCUAUUAAACAGUAGACUACAACUGUUUCUGAAGGAUAAAGUUCUAUUUCAUAAAACUAUAAUUGAUCGAUUGGGAAUGGGAUGGGAAUCAAUGUGAGUAAAAUAGCACAGAAACAAAAACUGAAAAUGCAUUUUAAAAAGAGUGAGAAUGUAAAAAUAGUAGCAUGCUACUCAAAGACGUGAGGUUAAUUCUGUCAGUCUGUCAUGAGUACUGUUGAAGGUUGCCCUGAAAGCUGUUUGUCCAACAAUUACUUUAUUUUUGAUGUGAACACACAGCCUGAAUUACUGCACAUAAACUUCCCCACGUAAUUAAGUCUAUUUGUCUGUGAGGCGUCAUGAGUGGAAACUGAUGUGAUGUGCUUUGGCUCCCAUGAGUCUGUGUAAUCAGGAUGCGCCUGCAGCCUCACACAGACAGGACCACUGUUGUGGGUAACCUACAGCAGAGGGUUAGAUCAUCAGUAUGCACCACAUGCCAGAGCAGAGCUGCUUCCCUGACAGCAGGCUGCUCUGCUGUCUGAGAGGAGGCUUUCUGAUGUAAUAACGGUGCGAGGGAGGAGGAGGCCCUGCCAUUAGGCUCAUAGAGUGAUGGUUUGAGGGGGCUAGAGGCUCUGGUGAGACCCUAAUUACACAGCUCAAGACAUCCCUGCAGACAGCUGAGAAAUGUGUGAGACAAGGGUGACAACAAGGCAGGAUUCUUAGAGCUCUUAUUAAGUCCUCAUAUCUGGAAGCUUUCAGUCCAUGCCAGUUUGAAAAUGGGUUGUUUUACUGCCACCAUUUUGCCUCAGACAUAGCAAAGGUGAAGGCAUCAAGAAAUAACACAAGCCGUCCUUAUUAGCUGGCCACACCGCUGUGACCGCUUUUAAAAUCACUGCAGGGAUGUGAUGGCUGUGGCUUUUCUGCUGGCGCCACUGAUGUUAAAUCUUUCUCUAUGCUGCAUGCUUCUUCUCUUGUUUUUUCCACUUUGCUUCACCUGAUACCCAGCCCUCCUGAAGUCUGUGAAGUCUUCUGCUUUUCUUGUUUUUUAUUCUUGACUGUCAUCAUCACUUUAAAGUCUUUCCUUUCCCCAGGCACCGAAAACAGCAUCCACUUUUAUUCUGUCUGUCUUACUUCCUCUCUCCAUCAGUCCAAAUCAUUUAUUUAUAACAGGUGACUGUGGUCAGCGUAACCUGCAAAUACAGAUACUGUUUCUAUUUAUGCCACAGCAUUUUCGCCUGACUGUUGACUUGUUUUCAGAUUUAGUAGCCUGUGACUCCCUGUGCAGGAGCGUGAUAUCUGCAUAACCAUCCAAAACACUCCAGGGAUCAGUGAGCUGAGAUUAAGGGUUCAAUCAGUUCCAGCUGAAGAAACAGGCUAUUAGACUGACACACAUCCUCUGUUCAUGGUUCACUUUCUCACUGCCUCCGCCUGAGAUUGUAAAGAUGUUAUUAAAGUGGGCAUAACUGAUUAAAGAGAUGAACCAUCACUAAAAUGAUCUCUGAGAAAAGCCAAAGAGAACAUCUUAUACUUAUUUUUGCUUAUCUGGCUACGAAAUCUGUUUUUUCUCCGGGCUAUUUGUUGUUCCCUUAAAAAUCUUUUGAGGAAAAUGGGUGUGUACAUAAAUAAUGAAAUUUCAGACUAGGUCCUGUUCUAUAAAUAGUGUUUGCUCUCCUCACCAGGUUACAAAGCCCUCCUGAAGUGUCUGUCAGGAAGGUUCAACAGCAGAGAGCUGAUUGGUAUCAUGGGGCCUUCAGGAGCUGGGAAAUCCACUCUGAUGAAUAUUCUGGCAGGGUACAGGUGAGAUGUGAAUUUGCAUGCGAUCUAUUCAGAUUGCUAAGUUGCUGAUACUCUCUCAAAUCACUUUAAUAAACGGUACUUUGUAUUUGAUCAGGCUGUGUAAUAGCUGUGAUGUUUUGUUGAUGGGGAAAACAGGGAGACAGGAAUGAAGGGUCAGAUCCUGGUGAACGGUCGACCAAGAGACCUGAGGACUUUCAGGAAAAUGUCCUGCUACAUCAUGCAGGAUGACAUGCUGCUGCCACACCUCACAACGAGGGAGGCCAUGAUGGUGAGGUCAUCUUAAGUGAAUAAUAAAUAAAUAAAUAAGCCAACUCCCUUGAAAUCAAACCCGUCAAUAACAAUGCUGUUUGUCUUUUAGGUCUCAGCCAAUCUGAAACUAAACGAGAGUAUGCAGGUCAAAAAGGAACUUGUAAGUUUUUACAUGUACAUUAACAUGAAUGCAACACAAAUUUGUCACCUUUCAAUGAUUCACAGCUUUUUUAACCCUCCUCCUGUGUUAGGGUCUGCACCAACGCGUUUUUGUUUUUAAAUGCUUAAAAGAAACACUUAAAUCAGCUUUUUUGCAUCAAGACUUUUUGACUUUGUUGGGAACCUCUAUUUUAACAAAAUAAAAAUAAUAACAAAUCAAUUGAAUAAAUUAUAAAAUGAUCUUAUUAGAAUUGGCACUUGCCGGCACUUGUCGUGUUAGAGUCGCUGUUGACCCAGUUAGAUCAAUAUCUAAGUGCACUGUCAGGCACCACACUGGCAGUCAGAUCCUCUUCCAAUCAUGUGAGAUUCAGGAAAUUCUCAUUUUUCCAUGUUUUUCCCUGCACAAAAAACGUCGGGCAUGUCCAGACAUGUGAGAUCAGUUCAGUAUAGAUGUCUGUAUGAGGGAUAUCCUGAUAAAGAACACAACAAAAAUGUUAUAAGCAAUAUUUUCAUGGAUAAUGGAGCCUAACAAGGUAACCUAGAGAUGAGAACCAAAUUGGAUGAUAGAGAAAUGUUUUUAGUGUAAUUUACAGCUGAUUUAAGACACGGGUCAAAACCAGCCCUCAACAUGGUGGGUGCGUAGUAAAAGCUAACACAGGAGGAAGGUUAAUACACUAGAGUAUUUGGAAAUCAACCAUAAUAGUCUUCACUUUACAGGCAGGAAGCCAUGGUCAUCACUAGCAAGUGUUACAUGUUACAGCUAGCUUAAGUUACAGUUUCACAUCAGAAAUUGUAACUUAACAUGACAGCAUUUUAUAGCAUAAGAUUAAAAGAUAUUAACAAAAUAGUAUUAAAAAUAGUUUUGUUACUAUGCUUCAUUUGACAAAAAAAAAUGUAAUAUGAAUUUUCCAAGUAUUUGCACAACUCUUUAUCUAGGAGGAAAGCUGAAACUAACCAAACCACACAAAACACCUCAGCUAUUGAUCAUCUGUCUGCCUUUGUGUAUUUUCUUGAUACAAAUGGUCCUGAUCUAUGUAUGUGGGCAUCAUGAUCUGUAUAUGACAUGUUGGUCUCUGCUUAUGUUUAAGGUGGAUGAGAUCCUGACUGCUCUGGGUCUUCUCGAGUGUGCUCAGACACGCACCAACUGUCUCUCUGGAGGUCAGUGUAAAAGACUGGCCAUUGCCCAAGAGCUGGUCAACAAUCCUCCUGUCAUGUUCUUUGAUGAGCCAACAAGGUGAGAUAUAUCAUUUGCCUUCUUCAAAUCUCUGCAUCUCAAGAGAAGUCCAGGUUAAUCAGAGUAUCUCUCUCUCUUUUCCCGUGUCCCAUCUCAGCGGUCUGGACAGCGCAUCUUGCUUCCAGGUCGUCUCCCUCAUGAAGUCUCUGGCUCAGGGCGGACGGACAAUCAUCUGCACCAUCCAUCAGCCCAGUGCCAAGCUCUUCGAGAUGUUUGAUAAGGUAACUCAAGAGCAUAUAGCGCUGGACAAGUUGAAGCUUUCCAUUAGCCACUGCUCAGACCAGACUACAAGUUAGCAUGAUUUACUCUAUCCGGUGGUUGAGCAGCAUAGCUCUCAAUAUAAAGGCCUGAUGUUUUGUCAGAUGUUCAUUUAUUAUUCAGAGAGUCGGUGUGUUGGAAACUAUGUUGAUUACUUUGUCCCGUGUUUCUCCACCAGCUGUACAUCCUCAGUCAGGGUCAGUGCAUAUACAAGGGCACUGUCCCUUACCUCAUCCCGUAUCUGAAGAACCUGGGCCUCCACUGCCCCACAUAUCACAAUCCAGCUGAUUUCAGUAGGUCAAAAACUCUCAGUAUAAGCAAAUUUUGUGUGUGUCCGUGUAAGUGUUCUUACCAGCUUGUCCUCUUUUACUGCAGUCAUUGAGGUGGCGUCAGGGGAGUACGGGGAUCUGAAUCCAGUGCUGUUUGAGGCGGUCCAGGGUGGUCUGUGCUCUGAAGAGGGCAAGAAGAACUCCAGGGACAAAAGUGACUCCUCCUGUCCCUCACAGUGUUACAGUGUGAGUGAUACCGCAGAAACAGACAAAAUCCCGCCUUAAUACCCAAACCCUGCAUCAUAGCAUUAUAUCUAUAAAGGAAAUGCAAACCUCCGACUUCAACACACUGAAAAGGUUUUCAAGUGUUUGUAAAAAUGUUCAAUAAUGAGAAAUUACCUCUGAUUUCACCAUUUUAAUGAAGUUGGUUCAUUUUAAACAUGCAAUGCCAAAGUGCUGUAUAAGGGAUGGACGCAUUCUUAACUGAAUUGAAUAAAGAAGUCUCUGUUUCAUCCAUUUUGACCAAGUAGUGCUCCGAUAACUCAAUUUAAGAGUUUCAAAUAAGCUUUCACAGACAAUAAACGUAAACCACCCAGCAAAUUGUGUUACAUUAAAACAAAAUACCCCAAGACCUGUCAGUGUUACUACUCGUUUUCCUCCAAAAGCUUCCUUCAGUGCUCCACUCCAUCGAUCCGUCUCCUCAGCUCCCUCUCACUUUUUCUUCCUCGUCUUCAUAAGUCGUUUUUUUGAUAAGAGCAUCAGCUAAAUGCUAACACUGUAAAUCUAAACCACCAAAAGCUCUCUCUAGCUUUUCUCUUGCCAUGUGCAGGUUUGCCCUUCGAGUCCCAUAAACAUUUUAUCAGUUUAUUGAUUUCUUCUGCUACCUUUUCUCUCCCCUUCCUUAUUCCUUUGUCGGCAUCAGACACUAACCUUUACUGUGUGUUUUCUUUUCCUCUGCACUCUGCCGCCAUAUCUUUGUCUUCUGGCAUUUGCCACUAAUGUUUAUUUGCUUGGAUUACAUGUUCUGAAAUGUUAUUAGAUAUAUGUUGACAUUUUGUCUUGACUUUUAGCUUGUAAUGAAAAACUGCCAUUGUUGUCACUAAAAGUUUGGUGCAGACUCAGUGAGUAUUACGUUUGUUAGGAACAACCUGUUUGUCUGUGCUGGCAUUUAAUGUUGUUGUUACCAGGGAACAGACUCCUCAGGGUGAGAGAGAGACAUCUGAUAACAUUUUAAACCUCCACCAUGCCUUCCUUCAAAAAUAGAGAACUUGUAUUCUGCCUGUUAAGACCAUAUAAAGAUAACGAUGAAUGAAAGGCUACGAUUUGUCUCAGUUGCCAAAAAACAUCUCAUGUCUUAGUCGGUGAUACAUCACUAACUCUUUACUCUCUGUUGCUCUACAGGACACAGGGACCCUUGAGAAACACAGCUUUGCCACUAGUACAUUCACACAGUUCUGCAUCCUCUUCAAGAGAACCUUCAUCACAAUAUGCAGAGACAUGGUGAGAUAAUUAUUUUGUCCACUAGUCCUGUUAAAACUCAGAUUUUCAUAGGUAAAAUCUGAUCCCAAACAAUAUUAAUUGGACUUGAUGUAUCAUUUGAGGGAUUCUGGAUAGUGUUAAUGUUAGUAUUUGUGUGUUUACAGGUGCUGACCCACCUCAGGGUGAUGUCUCAUCUAUGUAUUGGAGUUCUGAUCGGCUUGCUGUAUCUCAAAAUUGGAAAUGAUGCCAGCAAGGUCUUCAACAACACCGGCUUUCUGUUUUUCUCCAUGUUGUUCCUCAUGUUUGCAGCCCUGAUGCCCACUGUCCUAACCUGUGAGUGUAACAAGAGACUGGAAACAAUGAUUUGCCGUGUUGAAGUGGAAAGUGUUUAAACGCUGCUGUUGUUCCACAGUUCCUCUGGAGAUGUCUGUAUUUAUAAGAGAACACCUCAACUACUGGUACAGCCUGAAGGCCUACUACUUGGCAAAAACCAUGGCUGAUGUGCCGUUUCAGGUAAUGUUGGAAUGAUUUUGCACAUGAUAGAAUGGACGUGCAUGCUGUAGGUUUCACCUUGACAUCUCUUUUCGCAGGUGAUGUGUCCGAUCAUGUAUUGUAGCAUAGUGUACUGGAUGACUGAGCAGCCUCCAGAAGCGGGCCGUUACCUCCUCUUUAUGGCGCUGUCAACAUCCACAGCCCUUGUAGCCCAGUCUCUGGGUCUGCUUAUAGGGGCAGCAUCCACAUCUCUGCAGGUAGGCACUCCUGCAUACCUUUAUGUUGCUAGAAAAGAUCUGAUUGAAAACACAUUUCUGGUUGAUCAUAAACUUAGUUGGGAGCCACAUAUGAAUUAUUUUUAAAGUAAAAUGUCAAAAAUGAAGGAUGUCUUAAUCUAAAUUCCUUAUAAACUCUUUAUCAAUCUCUUAUGGGUUCAGUUAUGACAUAUUUUGUGGAAGUUUGGGGUAACACAAAAACAUAAAUAUUAUAUUUUUUAAGUUACAGAACAAGAAAAUCAUUAUGAACAAACCAACACAGGAUUUAUCAGUUUAAACAAGCUCAAGUUUUAUGGUUUUAAUAAACUCAAAGCUAUGGGUGACCAUAUUCUGACACGACCAUGGAGUUGCACAAAGUUAAUUUUGAGAGUUUUUCAAAUGAAUUGAGUGUCUUUUACGUGCUUCUAACUCAGUAAGUCCACGUGACACAAACUCAAAAACUUCUGUACAAAACCGCAGACAUUUUAAGGAUUUUAUAAACUUCCCCGGACAAAGCCGGACAAGCCUGGACAACCCCCCCAAAAAAGGACAUGUCGUGAUAAAAGAGGACAUAUGGUCUCCCUACUUAAAGCUGCACAGUUAAUGUCCAAGGCACAAAAAAUUUCUUCCAGACUGUAUUCAGAGGUGAUUUAAAACCAGUUGUUAUCAGUCGUUAAUGUUACUUUAACAUGAUUAGGUUACUUUUCCGGUAGCAAGCAGUGCGAGUGAUUAAAAUGUUAAAUUCUAAGAUUAUAUUUACACAUGCAAGUGACACACUGUUGAUUCAAUAUUGGUUUGGAUUGUUGGAGUCAGAUGUAGGAUUGGUAUCAGGACACACUUUCCUAGCAAAUGGAGCGAAAGAUGCGGGUCUUUGUCAAAAGAGGAUUCACGUAACUCCCUGCCAGUUCACAGCUGUCUUUUUAAACAUUUGAAGUCCAUUGCUUGCUUCUCUGUACAUGUAGUUAACACCUUUUCCUUGUUUAAUCUUUUUGGUUUGAAGCUCCAUCAGCUGCCACUAAAAUAUCACAGCCAUAACCCACAUAUAAGUGUAUGUUGUCAAGUUAAACUAUGACUAGCGUAGGCAUCAAAAAGGCUGUGUGAGGUAAACAGGGAAUAUCCUCUGGUUCAGCUGCAUUAGUUUUCAAACUACAUCUUGAACUGUUCAUUAUUUAAAACUUCUUGCUUGUUCACAGGUUGCAACCUUUGUGGGUCCAGUAACAGCCAUACCUGUGCUCCUCUUCUCUGGCUUCUUUGUAAAUUUUGACACCAUUCCUAAAUACCUACAGUGGAGCUCCUAUGUUUCCUAUGUCAGGUAGAGUUUUGUUUAUUGAUGAUGACCAAGGAUGCUCUAACUUGGUAUUGAUUAUCUUUUUAAAGGCUUGAUUUAAUGAAGUUUUUAUCAAAAAUGCCUGCUUUCAGGUACGGCUUUGAGGGGGUGAUACUCUCCAUCUACGGGAUGAACCGGUCUGAGCUGGAGUGCCCAGGUGUGGUCUGUAAGUUCCAAAAGCCAGAGGAGGUCCUGCAGCUGCUGGAUGUGGAGGAUGCAAAGCUCUACGUGGACUUCAUGGUUCUGGGGGUUUUCUUUCUGGUCCUCAGACUGGCCACUUACCUGGUUCUACGCUACAAAGUCAAGUCGGAGCGUUAAGAUGUCCAGAAGCAACCACUGAUGGAUUUGAUAAUGCUCACACAUAUUACGGCAGCGUGAGAGCAAAGCAGUCAUAUAGUCUUUUUUUCUCAGUCCUAUUUCAUAUACAGUCACAAGGACAAACACAAGUCUAGCACGAAAAUCAUCAGAAGGUUGUGCUGCAGCAUUACCCGAACUGUACAGUCUGAUUUAAUCACAGCAAUGGUUUGUUGUUCAAGAAAAGUCAAGACUGUGGAUUGUUUUUCUGCCCCUGCCCCUUAUUGGUUGUCUGCCAGGUUUAAGUAUUUUUCAGAUCAUCAUCGUCCCCCCAAAAUUAUUCUGCAUCUGCACCAUACAGACACAGAGUACCCAACGACGUCAUGACAGCAAAUUUCGUCAGAUUGGGGAAAUUUGGACCCGGAUUUGUUUGGCCAUGAAAGCGUCGCAUGAAUCGUGGGCUUAAGCAUCCAGGUUCAUGGGGAACAAUGACUCAAGGCUUCAUGAUACAUUUCCAAAAAGGUUAUCAACCCGUCAAGACGCUUAAGUGGGCAAGUUUUCAAUGUGGAUUCGCUCUCUUUUCCAUUGAGAAAAGCAGAAACUUUCAGAGCCUGAAAGUCUUCGUGAAGAUUCUUGCUCCUCUGGCGGGUCAUACUAUCACAUAUCCUUUUCAAGAUCCUGUUGGGCUCCUCCUUACAGGAUCAGACCGCCGAAGGUACUUUCCACACUUUCCAUCUAUGAUGUGGAUAUUUUUCAGGCCAUCUAAACAUGAUAAAGUGUUUGUAAAAGGGUUGAAUCAAGCAGAGUGUCUUGUACAAGGACUGGUAUGAGUUCACCCUGUGAGCAGCCCGUGUCUCCAUAAUCGCUCCUGAAUUAAUGACUUUGUUUCUACCAAAACUUUGGGAGCAUGAAUUCGAUUUGGAGCAUAAUGUGAAAGCAAGCAUGGCUGCUGUUUUCAGCCAGCCAUAGAGGGCUGUCUUUAACAAACUGGGUCAACAUGAGAAAGAGGUGUUGUAGGUGAAGUGCAAUAGCCCAGUCUAUGGUUAGAAAAGUGUUUGAACUGCUCGUUUCCACUCUAUCUGCCUCCUCUCUGAGCUGCAAAAAGAAGUAUCCCUCUUUUUCUGUCCUUCUCUUUCUCUUUCUCUCUGCUUUGCUGAUGUCUGACAGAUAUGUGUUGUCCAAAAACAAUGCUAGAAAUACUUGAAAUGCAGGCUGGGCAGUUUUUGUGCCUCUGAUCUAGAAUGAUUUCAGUUUCCUCUGCUUCUUUGUUUGCACAGACAGGACACCUUAUUGCAAUGUACAUUCUUCACACACAAGGGUACAGAUACAGUGCAUACACAGGAACUGACAGACACACACAUACACACUAACAGACACACACACACACAUACAUAUACACACACAAACAGACACACAUUCCCCUGACAAUGUUAACAAGAGCCUCUCCUUGUCACAGGGCAAUGCAAAUAUUUUCAAAUAGACUUGCUAUGAAAUAUUUCUUACUCAGACUAUGCUACUUAGUAAUCCUUAUUAUAAUGCAUAAAAUAAUGUGAGUAUAUAAUCAAUGAUUGUACAGUGAAUAUGUCAUGCUGUAAACAAAUGUACAUUUGCACUUUUCAAUGUAUGUUUAUUCUUUUUUAUUUAUUUGUAUUUAAUUUUAUUUUUAUAUAUCUAUGUGAUGAGUGCUGCUUGAGAGUAUAACGGGAAAACAGCAACUGAAUGUUGCAUGUUCACUUUAGGAAUGAAAUUAUUGAAAAUAUUAGAUUUCAGAGUAAAGCGUCAUGAUUUUGUUUCCUCAUGCAAACAUAUGUAUCCUGCCACGCUUGAGGAGAUGUGAAUCCUUUGCUUUCUGCUGAACAUUUUUAGAAUUUUUGGAAUCAGUCAUGGCAGGGGUGUAGAUAAAAGAGAAUCAGGAGUGAAAAGGCUCAGAGAGUGUGAAAUAUGCUGCAAAGAAGAAAGGAAGGAUAGACCGUUCACCAAAUGUGUGAAAGUGUAGCUAAAGAUAGGCAGCGUCUUUAAGAAGAGCUUGAAUCAGAGAGAAGCAGAUUGUCUAUUUCUGAUCUGCUUCAGGUGGAGUCGGACAUGAGGAAAAGCUGCAGCUGUAGAUGUUUGGAGUCUUUCAUUAAUAGCAAUAGCUCACAUUGUGAUGUUUAAUUGUUAUACCUCCCACUGCUGUGGCAUUGGUCACUUUAUACUAUAUGUGUUAUAUUUACAACUUGAUUUGAGUCCUUUUGUUUGUCACAGGUUUAGUAUGUGCAAUAACCAUCCAAAGGUACUUUAACUCUACGAGACUCAUAUCAUGAAGAAAAUGUGACUUGUUACAUGUUUCUUUUAUCAUCGUCUCUUUGUAAUUGAUUUUUUUUUCUCUUUUUUUCCUGUUCCAUAAAACGGACAAACUCAGUGGACAAGUCUACCAGAUUAGUCCUUACUUUAGGAUGUAACUGGGGAUACUGGAGGGUUUUAAAAGUAAAGAUGUGCUGUGGAUGGGGGCAGGGGAAGUUAAAGCCACUGAGGAGGUCUACGGGACUGUGUAGCAAGAAAAACGAUCCCUGCAUAGAGUCAGUAUUGCUGCCAAUGCAGCACAAUCUAUGACUUUUAACUCUCCCCAAUUUAGAUCAUAAGCCAUGAGCUGGUAGUUUGGCUAUUUUAGUCAAAUAAUACACAUAGCUGUGAUUGCAGGUAAGAAACAGCUCAAACCCCAGAACAAAGCAAGGAUAAUUAACAGUACUUGAGUUAUUAUUGAGUCUGGUAUAGUCUUUGCCUGAGGUGUAGAAAUAUUGGUACCAAAGAAGAAACAAAUCCUCUUUUAUCUGCUGCAAAUUUUGAAAAACAGUGGGUGAAUUUCUCAGUGAAGUCAUGUUGUAAACUGACUGAUGAAGGUGCUCUGAAAGACCUUGUUCUGAUUUCUAAAUUUUCAAUCUCCCUAAAAUUAUCAUGAUUCUUUAGUUUGAUUUGAUUAGCUACUGAUUUGAUUUGGCUAUCAUAAUAAUAAUUGAACUGUGAUCAUGUGAGGAAAAGCAUGUGUUAGAUGUACGAAAAGGCUCUGGAAGUGGUCAUACUGAAAGAAGCUCAUGAAGGUGUUGAACUGAAAUGAAGUUUUUGUUUUUCACUCCCUUUGACACUUUUCUUGUCUGAUUACAAUUUCACCUGUUUGUCAUCAUCAGCCACCUGACUUGCAUGUUUAACAACACUAUUCAGGCAAUCCCGACAGAAAGGUAUUAUUUUCUGAUUGAAUCAUAGAAAUGAAAAAGAAGGCUGUCUGACACAGAUUAUUAUUUUCAUUCGUGUCUGACAUCAUUUGUUUAUCAUUUACAGUGUAACCAUUGGUUCCUCAACUCAAAAAAUGCAAGUUCUGUAUACUGAACGCUGUUCCAAGGAUUAUAAUAAAGAUCAUUUAUAACCUUUG